This is a messenger RNA of Danio aesculapii, 2921 nucleotides long. RefSeq names its product solute carrier family 16 member 3b (gene slc16a3b). Gene Ontology annotation, biological process: monocarboxylic acid transport; transmembrane transport. The coding region runs from base 187 to 1713 and encodes 508 amino acids. The transcript is spliced from 5 exons. NCBI's taxonomy places the organism in Eukaryota, Metazoa, Chordata, Actinopteri, Cypriniformes, Danionidae. Gene Ontology annotation, cellular component: membrane. Gene Ontology annotation, molecular function: monocarboxylic acid transmembrane transporter activity. The record is from RefSeq and is a predicted model, not a curated record.
CGCGUCAGCGACUCGAGUGAUUCAUCGGUGACAGAGGAACCGGCUACCGGCAGAUCAGCGCUCUUCAGCCACACAGAAAGAUGUGUGCCAUGCGAACGUGAUGGUCGUGGAUGCAAGGAGCUUCAUCAGAGAAAAAACUCAAUCAUAAAACAUCGUUAAGUUGAGACCUAGCCUGUACAGUUCAUCAUGGGUGGAGCAGUUGUAGACACUGGUGACAGCGGGGUCAAAGCACCGGAUGGAGGAUGGGGUUGGGCUGUCCUCUUCGGCUGCUUCAUCAUAACCGGUUUCUCAUAUGCCUUUCCAAAAGCAGUCAGCGUAUUCUUCAAAGAGCUUAUCCGGGAGUUUGGAGUGGGCUACAGCGACACCGCUUGGAUCUCCUCCAUCCUUCUCGCAAUGCUUUAUGGCACAGGACCUUUAUGCAGCAUCCUAGUGAACCGAUUUGGGUGUCGCCCUGUAAUGAUGGUUGGAGGUCUCUUUGCCUCAUUGGGUAUGGUCUUGGCAUCAUUUGCAACCAACAUCAUCCACAUCUAUCUCUGCACAGGAGUCAUCACAGGUUUGGGCCUUGCUCUGAACUUCCAGCCAUCCCUCAUCAUGCUGAACAGAUACUUCAGUGAGAAAAGGCCCUUGGCCAACGGGCUGGCUGCAGCUGGAAGUCCUGUGGCUCUGUGCUGUUUGUCUCCACUUGGGCAGGUUCUUCAAUACAAGUACGGCUGGCGUGGAGGCUUCUUGAUCCUUGGAGGAUUGCUGCUCAACUGCUGUGCAUGUGGAGCCCUCAUGAGGCCCUUGCUGGCACCCAAAAAGACCAAUGAAGUUGAGGAAAAACAAAAGGAAACAAAACCUAAGCCCAAGCUUCUUGACUUCACCGUCUUUAAAGAUCGUGGCUUUUUGAUUUACACCAUUGCUGCAUCCAUUAUGGUACUUGGUCUUUUUGUGCCUCCUGUGUUCGUGGUAAGCUAUGCCAAGGAAUUGGGCAAUGAGGACACCAAGUCUGCCUUGUUGCUCACCAUACUAGGGUUCAUUGACAUCUUCGCCAGGCCCACAAGUGGCAUCAUUGCUGGGCUCAAGUGGGUGAGACCACGAUGUGUCUACCUCUUCAGUUUUGCUAUGAUCUUCAAUGGCACCGCUGAUAUUCUCGGCUCCUUUGCCAAAGACUAUGCAUCUCUCGUGGUGUUCUGCAUUUUCUUUGGGAUCUCCUAUGGGAUGGUUGGAGCCUUACAGUUUGAAGUGUUGAUGGCCAUUGUGGGAACUGAGAAGUUUUCCAGUGCUAUUGGCUUGGUGUUGUUGGUCGAAGCCAUUGCCGUGUUGGUGGGACCACCCGGAGCAGGUCGCCUUCUGGACGCCACAAAGAACUACAUGUACGUCUUCAUGCUGGCUGGGUGUGAAGUGGUCCUCUCUGCACUUGUUCUGGCCAUCUGUAACUUGCUCUUCAUCAAAAGGAAGCCCCAACAGCCUGAUCCUCCAGCCAAGAUGGAGAUGGCCAUUACAGAGACUGAGAUGGAGGAGCUGAACAAGGCACCAAAGGACGACCAAGACAAUGGAGGCAGUGCAGAGAAUGGAAAGAAACAAGCCAUUGAACCGGAGACCAAGACAACAUCUGAGGAUGAGGUCAAAGAGCCAGAAAACAUAGAGGUGGACUCCAUAGAAGUGGAAAAUGCUUCCAAAAAAGUGUCCGAACCAAAUGGUGUGGCUGUAGAGCCAGAGUCCUCUCUGUGAAGAUGCUAGAACAUUAGAAAGGAUGGCACUUCCCCUGUAGGACUCAGGGAUGUGUUUGAUGUUGUGGUGUAUGCUUUUUGUAUCACGCUUCCAGUGUGGUUGCAGAGGACCGCUUUCAGACCUGCUCUGCAGUUCAGAUGUAGCCCAUGCAUCAAGAGUUAUUGAUUUUUAAGGCUGAUCACUGCCUAGUGGGCGAUCAGGCUCUUACCAAAAAGAUUCUGUAUCUACUGUGGCACUAGAUUAUUUAUUUUUGGUCAGGAUCCACUCCACAUCAGAGCAGGUCACCAACAAUAUACUGAAGAAUAACAGCUUGCUUCUACAGUAUGUGGCAUUCAGUGUUUGCUAAUGUGGAUUGCUGGUUUGUAUCCUUAUCUAUUCAGUUUUUAAACUGGUCCUGGGAGAGCACAGAUUUUUAAAGGUCAUGACAGUCCUGCAUUUCAGACAAGUUUUUAAAUUGGACUUUGUUCUAGAGCAAGGGUGUCAAACUCAGUUCCUGGAAGGCCACAACUCUGCACUUGAACCUAAUUAAACUCGACUGAUCAAGCUAAUUGAGUUCUCCAGGCUUGUUUAACCUAUGGAUAAGUGUGUCGAAGGAUUGGAACUAAAUUUUAGAGAACUGCGACGCUCCAGGAUCUGAGUUUGGCACACUUAUUCUAGAGGAAUGUAGAGAAUUCAGAUAUGCUGGAGUAUUUUUGUGACUCAAAGUAUAUAACUGUUUUAAGACAAGCUUCUAUAUUUUUAUAGUGGUUUUUAUUUGCUCUUAAUGUUAGUUUUAACUUUCUGGUGUAGAUGAUCAGUAUUUUUAUCAAAGUGUCGUUGUCAGUUGGCAGCUACACUUCAUAUUUGGAUCUAUAUUCAUCUAAAUGUCAGUGUUUUCAGACCAAUUGCAUCAAUCAGAUGGAGUGGACCACAGCUUGUACUUUUUUGAUUUAUGUAGAUUUAUGUAACCGCAUUUCUUCUAGUUUGUUCAAUGUUGACUUGCUUUUUUGUGGGAUAUUAUUUUUGUAAUGAACCUAAUAGUACUUUAUGAAGAGUACAGUACAGAAACUCUUCUAAACCAUACCUCAUUUUCGCUUUCACCAGCAGUUUGUGAGUAGGGACCCUCUUCUGUGUUCAGACACUUGAGCUAUUUUUGGUUGUGCCUUAAGUCUUGUAGCAGUACACAAUUUGUGAAAUAUUUAAGAAAUAAAUGCACCCUCUCCACUCCA